Salvia hispanica is the source of this 591-nucleotide messenger RNA. NCBI's taxonomy places the organism in Eukaryota, Viridiplantae, Streptophyta, Magnoliopsida, Lamiales, Lamiaceae. The record is from RefSeq and is a predicted model, not a curated record.
CAAUGAUUGGUGGUUGAAGAGCUCUUUACUAAAGGCAGCACAUGGUCUACCAUCUGAGGAACAACAACCAUUUGAACAUUUGGAUGAAAAGCAGGAAGUUAAGAAAAAGUUGUUCUCCAACUUUUAUCGAUUAGUCCAAAAGUCUGAAGGAAGUAUGGAUCAUUUGUCUUUGUUAAGUGCUGGUCUUGAUGAUUUGGAACAGCAUAUGUUUGGAAAUUGUGCAGCACCUUCAGUCAUUGAAAAGAAGAAGAUGGUUGAGGAUUUUUAUGGAAUGGCAGUACCUGAUGUAAUUGAUGUACAUCCUCCAGACGUUGUUAGUACUAAAGGAUCAGCUAGUGGCAAAGUAGCAAAGAGGCAGAGUGCAAUAAGGAAAGCAAAUAAGCCUCUACGACGGUGUGGUAAAUGUCAUGAGAUGGGUCGUCAUGAUUCAAGAAAUUGUGGUAGAGUCAAUGAGAAGUCAGAUUGAAGCCAUUUGAUAUAGUUUAGGUAUUUUAGGUGUAUAAAAUGACAUUUUGGCUGAUAAACUCAUUCUUUUGUUUAUAAACUGAUAAAAUGAUACUUUAACCUGAAAAAAUGACAUCAAAAAUGAUA